ACUCUGCUGAACAAGAGACACAACUACGACUGUACCCUACUGGAAGCAAUGUUGGUCGGCAUUGGAGUGUCAGUCCUUCUGAUGCUGUUGUACCGGUAUCGAGUCGUUGCAGGUACUAACUAUUAAUAGCUGGAUAGCAGAGACGUUUGCCACUUUUUCUCUGGGCUGCCAGUUGCCAGCGGUAUCUCCUAUUGACUUUGAGUUUUGUUCUUUCUUCCAUCAUUCACAGAAGAUGACAAUGAGGGCUGUCGCAUCUACCUGGCCCCCAGUACCAUACAUGGUGCGGGAAUGGGUGUCUAUGCCGGCAUUGACUAUGAUCAGCAUGAUAAGAUACUCUAUGGGGACAUUGCCAUUCCAAUUGAUGAUCUACCGUUUCACACUGGAAGCGACGACUCGGUUGUUCGCGAAUUCUACAUCUGGAGCGAUUACUCUUGGGACAGUACCAUUGCAGGGAGUGUUGUCAAUUUUGAUUACGAAGGAGCAGGUGAUGGGCCCCUCAAAACCAUGGAGCUGGCUUCCAUGGGAAUUGGGGCCAUGCCAAAUUGCAAGUUUGGUUUUGUCAAUCUAUACACCGAGAGCAUGCUGGCCGAUACCGCAAACCUAGAUCGAAACAGCCCUGGGAAUGGAGCCUUUACUCCCUAUCAUGAACGGACGGGUUAUGCCGAAGAAAACAUUAUGGCAGGUUCAGAGCUCUUUGAAGACUAUGGAACGUCCUACUUUGACGGCCGAGAAAGCUUGAAACAUCUACCUCACCAAGCCGACUACGAGAAUGCGGACGAAAUCUUGGAAAGUCUGGGAGAAUUGCGCGAUGCACUGGCCCAAAUACCACGAAACAAACGACUUGCAAUCUUCCAAGAUAUCUACGACAUUGUCAAAGGAGCUUGGGGUGACAACUCCCGAAUCCUACAAGCUCUUCCCAACCCACCCGACAACCUACAAGAUUUCCAAGACAUCGAGUCUGGCAGCUAUGGAACUGCUGGCUUCUUUGAUACUAUCAUUCAAAAGGGAUCCAAGUAUUUGGAAAAGAAACAAUCCGUGAGAGACCUUGAUUGGUUGAAAGAACAUGGUGUCUGUAUGGAUGGGAUCAAGAGUGGUACCAGUGGCAUCCCUCAUGCUGGACGAGGUGCCUUUGCGACCCGAUCGUUUCGGAAAGGAGAUGUCAUUGCCCCCAUGCCUCUUAUUCACAUGCCACAGCGGGAUGUACUUACGAUGUAUGCCCAAAAGACAAGAGGGAAUGACGAUGAUGCCGUGGAAGACAAAGACUGGGAUGAGUCUUACCCCCCUCGUGUUCGGGAUCCUUCCAACCCAGUAGCAUUGCAACUGUUCUUGAAUUAUUGCUUUGGCCAUCCCAACUCGACCAUGCUACUGUCGCCCUAUGGUGCAAUCACGUCCUUGAUCAAUCACGGUUCUGUCAAAAGCGGUGCUGCCAAUGCUCACUUGACUUGGGCUGACAACUGGCAGGGGCAUCCAGAAUGGUUGGACUAUACUCCGGAAGAAUUGCUGGAGUACCCUCAUGCUGGUUUGGGUUUCAAUGUGAUUGCGCUCCGUGACAUUGCGCCAGACGAGGAAAUCUUGAUGGACUACGGGCCCGACUGGGAAUCCGCGUGGGAGGAGCAUGUGCAAAACUGGCAUGCUUUGGAAACAAAACCAACAGGCACGUCCGUACCGUACACACCUGCGGCGAAACUGAAUCAAGACAUUGAGCAAUCACUUGUGGAUGCUUUAGAAUUGGGCUAUGAAUACAUGGGGCGAGGAGUUACUCUGUAUUGCUACCAUCCCAGGCCAUUAUUUCCUCCAAGUAGUGACAAUGAUGAUGACGACACUGACGAGGAAGAAGAAGGCAGUGCUGAUGCCUUGCACGAGUGUCGACCGGUGGAAGUAUCGGAUGGGCGGAAUGGUAGUAAACUAGUAUUUGUGGCGGAACUCAUUGAAUGGGUUGAAAACGACGAUGAUUGGGAAAUGGUAGUUCACGAGACUCUGUUUGCGGCACCAUCUAGCAUCUUCGAGUUCCAUGAUCUCCCCUUUACGACAGCCUUUCAAAUGCCGUGGUCUUUUCGACACGAAAUUGGCAUUCCGGACUCUCUGCUCCCCACUGCCUGGUUGAAUCAGUAAUCGGUAAUCAGCAGUACCGUACUAGUAAAGUAGUGGCCAAGACGCCCCCUGCACGAGGUGUACGUACUAGUACGGUACCGGUAUUUCUCGGUGAAUUUGAGAGAACGUCAUGAGCUGUAUUAUUUGAGGUUCCUGGCUAAUAAUAAUAAGUAGCUACCGUAGUUGGUACAUGUAUGCAUAUGUACAUGUAGCUACGGUAAGAGCUACUAAAAUAAAAUACAGUACAG
Messenger RNA from Seminavis robusta, 2339 nucleotides. The record is from the annotation of a GenBank genome assembly. NCBI's taxonomy places the organism in Eukaryota, Bacillariophyta, Bacillariophyceae, Naviculales, Naviculaceae.